Chanos chanos (milkfish) is the source of this 1814-nucleotide messenger RNA. RefSeq names its product alcohol dehydrogenase 1. Gene Ontology annotation, biological process: formaldehyde catabolic process. The transcript is spliced from 9 exons. Gene Ontology annotation, cellular component: cytosol. Bases 88 to 1284 code for a protein of 398 amino acids. Lineage: Eukaryota; Metazoa; Chordata; Actinopteri; Gonorynchiformes; Chanidae. The record is from RefSeq and is a predicted model, not a curated record. Gene Ontology annotation, molecular function: alcohol dehydrogenase (NAD+) activity; S-(hydroxymethyl)glutathione dehydrogenase [NAD(P)+] activity; zinc ion binding.
AGGAGCUGUAAUAUGUAUAAAUAAGUCAGCACCUAAGAAUAUCUCCACCUGUGUCUUCUAACAGACAGUGAUAGACAUCCUUGAGUAAUGGCUACUGCUGGAAAGGUUAUCAAGUGUCGGGCUGCUGUUGCCUGGGAGCCCAAUGCUCCAUUGGUUAUAGAAGAAAUUGAGGUGGCACCACCCCAAGAGAAUGAAAUACGCAUAAAGGUGAUAGCCACAGGGGUGUGUCACACUGACCUGUACCAUCUGUAUGAAGGCAAGCAUGAAGGCGGCUUCCCAGCUGUCCUAGGUCAUGAGGGAGCUGGUAUAGUGGAGAGUGUUGGACCUAGAGUCACUGAAUUCAAACCAGGGGAUAAGGUGUUGAGUAUUUACUCUGUGUUUGAUACUUGUGUGCAUGUGCAUUCCACAGGGGAUAAGGUCAUUCCCCUCUUCGUUUCACAAUGCCGUGAGUGCAGAUUCUGUAAGAAUCCAAAAAGCAACCACUGUGAACGCAGCUGGGCGUGUGAGCGGUAUGCGGUGAUGUGCGACACUGAUUCACGCUUUACUUGUCGGGGGAAAGUGAUCCUACAGUUCAUGGGCACCAGCACAUUCUCGGAGUACACGGUCAUGAACCAGAUGGCUGUGGCCAAGAUUCACGAUGAUGCUCGACUCGACCGGGUCUGCCUCCUUGGCUGUGGCAUCUCCACUGGUUAUGGAGCUGCCAUCAACACUGCCAAGGUUGAGCCAGGAUCUGUCUGUGCAGUUUUUGGGCUGGGAGCAGUGGGACUGGCGGCCGUAAUGGGCUGUAAGAACGCAGGAGCCUCCAGGAUAAUCGCUGUGGACAUCGAUGAGAAGAAAUUCGAGAAGGCAAAGAUCCUCGGAGCUACCGACUGCGUGAACCCCAAAGCACACACUAAACCCAUCAAUGAGGUGCUGGCAGGGAUAACCAACGGAGGAGUGGACUUUUCUCUUGAGUGUGUGGGCAAUGUUGGAGUUAUGCGAAGUGCUUUGGAGUCAUGUGUUAAAGGCUGGGGCGUCAGUGUUCUGGUUGGUUGGACAGAUCUCAGUGAUUUCUCUGCUCGACCAAUCCAGCUUAUCAGUGGCAAAACCUGGAAGGGGUCCCUCUUCGGUGGUUUUAAGGGCAAAGAUGAUGUGCCCAAACUGGUUUUGGACUAUAUGUCUGGACACGUUAAACUGGAUGAAUUUGUGACUCACACUAUGAAGCUGGACCAGGUCAAUGAUGCCAUUCACCUCAUGAAGACUGGAGGAUGUAUUCGAACAGUGCUGAACGUGUCAUCCAAAUGAGAAGCGGACAGCUGUUCAAACUCAUUGCAUAUUUCCAAGUACACAAAACAUCUCUUGUCCAGUCAAUCAAGUCCAACAUAUUUUUAACGAGUGUAUAAUGUUUCCCCCAUCUCUGAUUUACCUAUAAUAUUACUGAAGUGUGUAUGCAAUCCGCUGUCAGCCUGUUCUUUCUAGGUCAGGUUGAAGGACAGUGGAAAAAAUGUAUGGCUUAUUUCCAGGAGGUAAUUUUUUUUAACAAGUGGGAUGGCCCAGUGGUCACUGACACUACUCUAUAGAGUACUACUCUAUAGAGCAGGUUAACAAGGGGGAUACAUUCUGGUUAUUUUGCUAACAAGGGGGAUGGCAUCCCCCCUCAUCCCCCUAUAAAUCACCUACUGCUUAUUUCUACAUCUGAUAACUUGUAUUUUAUGGCACAGAUAUACCUAUGUAAACAACGAAGAUUGAUCAAAUACUAUUGAAUGGCUGCACUGAUUCACAAAGCCUCUGUUUUUGCAACAGACAUUCAAUAAAACUGAAUUGCUACAACCAGU